CCGCAGACUCGAUGGGCCGAAGGGCCUGUUUCCGCUCUGUGCCUCUAAAGUCCAAACUAAAGUCUAAAUUCUGUCCCAGCGUCCCCGCGGGGAAUGCAUCGCUUUGAGGGAUUUUGCAGGGAUUAGCGUGAAAGCUGAGCCCUUUCGCACGUCCAGUGACAACAAGCCCGGGGCGCAGCAUGAAGCGUCCCAGCUGAUCAAAGCGGCGUCCCUAGCAACCGCCUGUUCCAACCACAGAUUAAUAGCAACCGGGUGGAUCGCCACAUCCUCUUAUGCCGCAAAGCCUUGAGGUUUACACUGCAGCUCCGAGCAUUUUUUAUUGCAUUAUUCCAUGCCCUGUCCUUUAUAUUAAAGACUGCAAACUCGCAUGGGUUUCUAAGGUGCAUCAGAGCGGCGGCGGGUGCAGGACGAUGUCUUUCUCGCCAGACCUGCCUUUCUCCCCCGUUUCCAGCCUCUCCUUCUGCCUCAACGGACUGACGUGUCGAGAGAGCGACACCCCCAAACGCAGACUGAAGCUCUCUCCUGACGAUGGAAACCCAAGCCCCGAGGACUUGCUCGUUGCUACAGAGAACAAAACUCCUACAGGUCGAUCUCCCAUCUCACCAUGUGGAUUGGAGCCAAAGAGAAGACACAACAGCCGGACUCCCACAAGACCAAAAGCUUAUAAACCGAUGAGGCUUCUGGAUAAAAUACAGAUGAACGCAGGAGGAAAUUUAUGUCGACUGGGAAAGGAAAAUGAUCAUGACUGUGAGCAAUCAAGGCCUCCUCUCUCGUCGUCUAUAACUCACAUCGGCAGUAAACGAGGCGAACUGGAAGAUGGACUUCAAACCCCAGCACAGAAAAAACGGAAAAGCAGAGUCCUCACAAACCCGGAGCCGGAGUCGGGACGGGUUUACAAUUUCCGGCGUCUCUUCUCCUCCCAGAAGAUUGAAGUUGAAGACAUUGCAGACGCGGCUGAAAAACAAAUCAUCUGUGAUCCCCCUCAGGCCUGUCUUCUGCCAGUGGAGGAGGGCAAGCAUCAGGAUCUAAAGUACAUUGCUGCCCAAACGGUAGCUGAAUUGCUGAUGAAGAACUUUGAUCACCUUAUCGAUGAGUACGUUAUCGUGGAUUGCCGUUACCCUUAUGAAUAUAAGGGAGGACACAUUAAGGGAGCGCUGAACCUGUACACGGACGAGCAACUGGUCAACACUUUCUUCCCGACUCCGCUGUGGCCCGGGCCGGCGAGGGGGCGUUCUGUCAUCAUCUUCCACUGCGAGUUCUCCUCCCAGCGAGCCCCCAGGAUCUGUCGGAGCCUAAGACGACUGGAUCGGAAUAUAAACGUGUAUCCCAGGCUCUGCUUUCCAGAGCUUUACCUUCUGAAGGACGGCUACAAGCAUUUCUUCCAGCAAUUUGAGAUACUCUGUGAGCCUCGGGGAUACGUCCAGAUGCACCACAAGGAUCACCGGGAGGAGCUGCGCGCCGUGCGGAGGAAGGCGGGACUGUCGUCCGGACGUUGCAGGCGGAAGCAGCUCCUCACGGGGCCAAACGCACACUGAGAGUGGUAGCUCACGGAACAUAGAACAGCACAAGAACAGGCCCUUCGGCCCACAAUACCCAUGCUGAACAUGAUAUUUUGAACAACCUGUGCCCUCCAGAUCAUGAACCUUGUGAAUAUGGAACAGUACAGGAACAGGCCCUUCGGCCCACAAUGUUGGUACUGAACAUGAUGCCCAGACCAACUGGUUCUCUAGUUCCUGAUUCCCCUAUUCUGGGGAAAAAAAGACUGCCAUCACCCUAUGUAUUCCUCUCACGAUCUUGUACACCUCUAUAAUAUCACUCCUCACCCUCCUGCGCUACCAGGAAUUAAGUCCUAGCCUGCCCAACCUCUCCCUGCUCAGGUCCUUGGGUCCUUGCAACAUCCUUAUGAAUCUUAAACCUAUGUCCUCCCAAGAUGAUGAGGGGUGAUCUACAGAGGUGUAUAAAACAAUGAGGAGGAUAGAUAUGGUGAAUGCACAUGAUCUUUUACCUAGAGGGGGUAAAGGAGGGCACAGGUUUAAGGUGAGAGGGAUAAAAUUUAAAAAAAAUCCAUAUACAGGCAACACGGUGGCGCAGCUGGUAGGGCCACUGCCUCACAUUGCCAGAUACGCUGGUUCAACCCUGACCUUGGAUGCUGCCUGUGUGGAGUUUGUAUGUUCUCCCUGUGACAGCGUGGGUUUCCUCCGGGCACUCCAGCUUUCUUCCACAACCCAAAGACGUGGGGUUAUUGGCCCUUUGUAAAAUUGCCCCGAGUAUGUAGGGAGUGGAAGUGGGAAAACAUGGAACCAGCGUGAAUGAGUGAUCAAUUGUCGACAUGGACUCGGUGGGCCGAAGGGCCUGUUUCGAUGCUGCAUCUCUAAACUAAACCUGAGGGGCAAUUUGGAGUUGAGAACUGCGGCAGAUCAGUCAUAUAUAAUGGUGGGCUGGGCUUGAGAGGUCAAAUGGCCGGCUCCUGUUUUCUUGUCUUCUUAAGUUGAGUUAUUCAUUUGUGUUAUCCCUUUGUUCUGUGCAAAGGAUCCAGCCCAUUUCACCAUAACAAAGUCAAAGAGUUUAAUAGAUUAGUAUUAAGCAUGGUAUAUGGUACCAGUUUACUAGUUAUUUUAUGAGCAUGCUAGACUAAGUGGGACCCGUUGGGUCCCAUGUUCACACAGGAGCGCUGGUCCCCCAAAGCAAUAUUCCACCUCUCUACCAAUUCCACUAUUGGUUACCAGUGGAGGGGGGGGGGUCUUUCUGGAGCGCUAGCAUGGGCAUUGCGGGCUGAAGGGAAUGGUUUCCAGAGGGCUAGUAUGGACAUUGUGGCCGAAUGGAUUCUUGGGCUGGCGACUCAGUCACUCAAGCAUAUUGUGCUGGCAGCUCACUCACUCACAGCUGAUGGGCUGGUUGUUGACUCACGGCUAUUCCUUGAAAUUACAUUUCAAGCAGGGUGCAAUGCCACCAAAUUCAAGUGCAGUUUCAUCCCACUUCAAGCAGGUGCAAGGCCACCAAAUUCAAGUGCCGUGUCAUGCCACUUCAAGCAGGGUGCAAGGCCACUAAAGACAGAGAGUCGUGACCUCUCCCUCCCCCAUCUUGCAGAGACUGACUGAGGCACUCAACAUUUCCGGGUUUUAUAGUCCCUCCGGAAGGGGCGUGGCCUUCAGGAGAGAGAAUCUCAACAUUUUUUAAACACUAAUAGCUUUUUUAUUUUUUCAUCGAUGGGAAAAAUCCUCUUGUCCUGCCCAGCGGAGAGGGACUCUGAGUAAGAUGGCCAAAAAUCACAGUCAUAAGAGGUAGUGUUUUUU
Messenger RNA from Leucoraja erinaceus (little skate), 3293 nucleotides. It is a transcript of the gene cdc25d, whose product is annotated as cell division cycle 25 homolog d. The transcript has 12 exons. The record is from RefSeq and is a predicted model, not a curated record. Gene Ontology annotation, cellular component: cytoplasm; nucleus. Gene Ontology annotation, biological process: positive regulation of G2/M transition of mitotic cell cycle; positive regulation of G2/MI transition of meiotic cell cycle; G2/M transition of mitotic cell cycle. The coding region runs from base 273 to 1535 and encodes 420 amino acids. Gene Ontology annotation, molecular function: protein tyrosine phosphatase activity. NCBI's taxonomy places the organism in Eukaryota, Metazoa, Chordata, Chondrichthyes, Rajiformes, Rajidae.